Molecule: messenger RNA, 585 nt
Organism: Lactuca virosa
Lineage: Eukaryota; Viridiplantae; Streptophyta; Magnoliopsida; Asterales; Asteraceae
Source: the annotation of a GenBank genome assembly
AUGAGAAAGGGUUUGUGGGAGUUGAUCACUGAGAGGUUUCCCUCACACAUCACAACCCUUACCAAUGGCAAUUAUUUUUGUGUUGAUGGUCAUGACGGCCAUCUUCAUUGGCUUGGUUGUAUUGGUGAGAAGUAUGAGUCAGAAAGGAUAGUGGCAUUUGAUUUGGGUUCAGAGACAUUCCGUGAGAUACGUCUUCCAGAUUUUAUACUUGAUGAUAACCGUCAAAAUAGUUUAGGAGUUUUGGCUGAAAAGCUCUGUGUGAUUACACAUGUUAGGGUUGAUGGUACUUGUGAUGUGUGGGUAAUGGAUAAGUAUGGGGUUGCUGAAUCAUGGGUGAAACGCUAUGUCUUUUCAAGGUUUAAUGAGUAUGCAUGUGUAUUUGGAUUCACAUCACGCAAUGAGUUUCUCUUUGAGGAGGACGAAUACCUUGUCUUGUAUGAUCCAAAUGCAAACACGCUGAAAUUGUUUGAACAUUAUUGUCCUCCAGAUUGUUGUAUACAAAACAUCGUGGAGUAUGUCGACAGUCUUGUUUGGGUAGCACCUGCCAAGUAUGAGAUGGUGGAUGAUGAUAGAGGAAAAAAUUGA